ACCUUUAACCCACUCUACGGGAUCCGCGAAGGCUCAAAAACGGUGAUCGAAAGUAGGAAUCAUUUGCAAGAAUCGGUUCUUUCAAACCGUUCGCUUCAGAGAGCUUAUUGAAAUGAGUAAUGAUUAUUCGCGUAAAUGCGUAUUUAUAUCACUGCAUGAUUCCUGACAUUUCAUGUAAACACCCCAAAAUGAGUUUGUUUCUUUAAUAUGUUUGUUUUGUAUUAUUAUUGUUUGUUUUUGUUCUUUAUAGCAUAUUUGUUAAUUUAGCAUACUGCGGUUAGUAACAGUUCCCACUGUGUACGUAACUAAAUACUACAUUAUAUAUCCGCAGAAAAUGUAAAAAUAUAUAUAGUCUGAUUAAUAAGAGCGUUUAUCAAAGCGAAAAAUUCGGCUCUCGGUUCGCUCGAACCGAACUAAUUAUUCAGUCCGAAUCAUUCAGAACAGUUUGUGAUCCACUUCAACUUAUUCAUUGAAAAGAUUCAAAACAACAACGACUCGUUCACCAGUCAGGCAUCACUAGUUCGGGUCGUGGGCAGCUAGAAACGGUAAUAUUUAGAGCAGUUUAUUUUCAGUGUAGUUAAAUGACAUAUACUGCACAUCUCUUCCUGUGUCUGCACGAAAGUAGUGAUUUCUUUAGAGAUCAUGGCGGCGGCAUCACUCAGUUGUUCUGCUGGCUUUGUUCUCGGCAUGGAUCUGGGCACCUCGUCAGUUAAAGUGGUGCUGCUGGACGCGCAGUCAAAGACAGUCACAGACAGUAAGAGUGUCCCUACAAACUCUUAUAUCAGCAGCACUUCAGACAUACAUGCCAAAGAGCAGGACCCUUCACUAAUAAUCUCCGCUCUGGACCAAUGCAUGGAUGCUUUACCUAAAGACAAGCUGAAAAAAGUCAAGUGCAUUGGAGUGUGUGGACAAAUGCAUGGCAUUGUGUUGUGGAAAUCUAAAUCAGGCUGUGAAUGGCUACGUGAAGAUCGUGAAAUCAUUAGAUUUAUUCCUAAAGAUGUCAGUCAGCUGAUAACCUGGCAGGACGGGCGCUGCAGUGCUGACUUCCUGUCUUCCUUACCCAAACCAGAUUCCCACCUGAGCUUGGCCACUGGCUUUGGUUGUGCCAGCAUCUUCUGGUACAUGAAACACAGGCCGGAGUUCCUGUCGGGUUUCAGUGAUGCAGGCACCAUCCAAGACUAUGUGGUCUCCAUGCUGUGUAACCUUGACAAAUGUGUCAUGACUGGACAAAAUGCCGCCAGCUGGGGCUACUUCAACACAACCACCAACAAAUGGAACACACAAAUUCUGAAGGAUGCAGGUUUCCCUGUGCAGCUUUUGCCUGUCGUGGUGGAGUCCGGAGCUGUGGCUGGUCACACUUUCUCUGAGUGGUAUGGCAUCCCUGCUCAUACAGCGGUCGGGGCAGCGAUGGGAGACUUCCAGUGUAGUGUCUACUCCUGCAUGACUGACAAAGGAGAUGCAGUGCUGAAUAUGAGCACUUCAGCCCAGCUGACGUUCAGCAUGCCUGCAGAGUUCACCCCUCCAAAUUCUCCAGACCCCCUCUCUCCUGUUGCUUAUUUCCCAUACUUGCAUGGCUCCUACCUGGCAGUGGCUGCAUCACUAAAUGGAGGCAAUGUCAUGGCCACCUUUGUCAGAAUGCUGGACUCAUGGAUGAAAGAAUUUGGAUUGGAAGUAAAUGAGUCCAGAAUCUACUCCCAACUAAUCCAGUCUGCUCUGGCACAGCCUAACACUGAUCUAACCGUGACCACAGCACUACUAGGAGAGCGGCAUGACCCCACUUCCAGUGCCAGUGUCUCCCAGAUCUCGCCCUCUAACCUCUCUCUGGGUCAUGUGACUCGUGCUGUGUGCAGGGGUAUUAUUGAAAACAUGGCCACUAUGAUGCCCCCUCAGAGCCUGCAGGCAGCUGGGGUGAGGUGUAUAAUUGGUAGUGGCAGUGCUCUGUCAUGUAACACAGUUCUGCAACAGGAAGUAGAGAGAGUAUUUAAAUUUCCUGUAGUCUACGGAAAAGAUGUUGACUCAGCGGUUGGAGUUGCCAUGGUGUUUAAUGACCAAACAUAAGAUAUAACAUUUAAGAUAACGUCUCUGAGACGUGUCUGAUCUACCAGAAUGCUGGUAGGGCUAUUUUUUUCUGUAUUAAAAUGUAUAAAUAUUCACACUUUGUAAUUAAUUGUAUAUAAUUAAAAAAUAUUUUAAUACUGUAUAACUGAUCCUUUUUUUUUUUUUUUAAUACUAUAUAAUUAUUUUUGACUAACAUGGGUCAAAUGUAUGUAUUGUUCAGUUCACACACUCAUUAUGUAACUAUUGCUGUUGAGUGCAAUACAAAACCAUUGUGUUGUAAAAUACAAAACAAUAUGCAAAAGAAUAUUUCUGAAUUCCAUUAAAUGACUGAAUAAAGCCUUCAAAUGACAAAAUAUUCUUUACAAUUUUCAGUGGCAUUUCAAAUGUUAAUAAACGGUUGGAAUAUAUCAUCACAUUUUAAGUUUU
Molecule: messenger RNA, 2484 nt
Organism: Onychostoma macrolepis
Lineage: Eukaryota; Metazoa; Chordata; Actinopteri; Cypriniformes; Cyprinidae
Gene: shpk
Product: sedoheptulokinase
Exons: 7
Coding region: 643-2058 (471 amino acids)
Biological process (GO): cellular response to lipopolysaccharide; carbohydrate metabolic process
Cellular component (GO): cytosol
Molecular function (GO): sedoheptulokinase activity
Source: RefSeq, a predicted model, not a curated record